Molecule: messenger RNA, 996 nt
Organism: Anopheles marshallii
Lineage: Eukaryota; Metazoa; Arthropoda; Insecta; Diptera; Culicidae
Product: mitochondrial amidoxime-reducing component 1-like
Exons: 3
Coding region: 1-996 (331 amino acids)
Molecular function (GO): molybdenum ion binding; pyridoxal phosphate binding; catalytic activity
Source: RefSeq, a predicted model, not a curated record
AUGUUGUCAAAGCUAGUAGCCGAGUUCGGUGAGUUGCCGGUGUCGCAGAAGGCGCUCCUGGUGGCGGCCGGUGUCGGCAGCAUUGCGAUGCUAUCCGCCGGUGGCUAUCUGGUGAAAAAGCGCAUAGAUAACACCCCGCCCAAGCAGUGGCGGAAGGCGGGCGAACUCGUUGAGCUGUACGUGUAUCCGAUCAAGUCGUGUGCGCCUGUCGUUAUGCAGCAGAUCGACUGUGCGAACCUUGGACCGCAGCGCAACUUUCUGCGUGACCGCAUCUUCAUGGUGACAAACGCGGAUGGGAAGUUCGUGACGGCGCGGAUGAAACCGAAGCUGGUUCUGGUACAGCCACGGUUUGAUGAGCGGUAUGAGACCAUGUUCCUGACCGCACCCGGUAUGCCCGAGCUGCAGGUGGACGUGCGUACCUUAGCGGCGGGACCAACCGAGGGCGGCGAAACAAUCCGGAGCACCGUGUGGGGCGAACAGGUACCAACGGUUGAUUGUGGCAAUGAGGUGGCGCGCUGGUUUUCGCGCUACCUGCUCGAUAAGGAGGAUGGCUACCGGUUGCGAUACUAUCCGCUAACGUACACCAGCCGCCAGAGGAGUGGCGAUGAUACGGGUUCACUGCAGGACGAAACGAGCUAUAUGCUGUUCAAUGAGUCGAGCGUUACGGAUCUAAACCGCCGGCUGGAGAACAAGGUGACGGUGGUUCAGUUCCGGCCGAACUUUACCGUGCGCGGACCGGAACCGUACGCGGAAGAUCGUUGGCGGUGGGUGCGCAUCGGGGAGGUUGUGUUCCGGAUGGAGAAACCAUGUCUGCGCUGUGUCUUCACCACGAUCGAUCCAACCUCCGGUGUGUUCCAUCCCGAUAAGGAACCGUUGCGUACGCUCAAGCAAUACCGCCAGUUGCCAUCAUAUGGUGAAUCGCCCGCAUUCGGCAUCCAUCUUGGGUUGCGCCGUGCCGGCGAGAUCAAGCUGGGUGAUCCGGUUUAUUUCGCCUAA